AUGGCGGAGCAAGCGGCUGUUGAUGCUGCGGCCACCAUGCCACCAGCAGGCCUCUCAACGUGGGAGCGCCAACAACGGCUGGAGGCUGCUCAAUCUGCACAUACAGCAACACUUGCACCAGCAACCAAGGACCACAUCACAGAACUGCAGGCCAUGCUGAGCGAGCGCGGGGACACCGAUGUCGGCGCUUCACUGCCCAUGAGGUCCAGUGGGCUGUCAAAGGCGUAUCUGCGCAACCUCAUGCAGCGCCGAGUCAAGGAGCUUCAGACUGGUGGUGCUGGCACAAGCGAGGGCAUGCCGUCCUCGGAGUACCGCAACAGCUUUCGUGCUGUGAGCAGCACUGGCGGACCACCAGGAUCACGAUCCCGCACAGCCGCACGAACGGCGCCACCCGCACAGCCAGUGCGUCGUAUUCACCACAGCAUCAACACGCUGGGGCGGGGCUCCUCGCUCCCACCCAACGAGGCGGACCUCUUGCCAGUGUAUCCAGCAACGGAGUGGCAGAACGCACCACAGACACAGCCCCGCUGGCGAGACAGCGUGGGUGAGUUCCUCUGGGCAGGCGACCAGCGUGCACAGCCGCAACAACACCAGCCGCGCCCACAAAGCGCACAAUCGCAGGUACAACAGCACAAGAGAGCGGGUGGAGGAGCUGCAGACAAGCACGUGCACUUUGCAGACACGAGUGCUGCAUCACCUCCACCACCGACACAGCCCAUCUUCAUCAAGCCACACGAUGAACAAGAACAGCAGCAGCAGCAACAGCGCAAAGGCGACCGUGGGAACCGUCCUGUCAAGCUCAGCGAAUACGAGGAGCGGUACAAGUGGCACGACGUUGAACAUCGCUCGGAGUUUGGACGCUCGUUGCAUCAUCCAGAUCAGCUGCUGCAAGGGAAAAACAUGCAAGACGUGUUUCCAAGGAGCAAAGCAGCCCAUGUGCCAAUCGAAUCGGAAUACGACCUUUCCUUCCGCUGGCCCGGUGGCCGCCCCCUGAUGCCCUCAACUCCUCGCAAUCGUGGCGACAAUGGCGAUGGCACAGCAGCCGCCGUGACCCCACAGACACAAAGCAGCGGCGUGUUCACCGCCCUACACACCGCGCCAGAUGCAAGGGCGCAAGACACAGAAUACACAUCGCGGUAUGCGUGGCACGGCCCACCAGCGCUGCCAGAACCGCCACAGGCUGCUGUCACCACAACAGGGGUCGAGGUCGACACAGCAGAUCUGGAGCGCAGUGCGCGCCAACAGCACGUGCCGUUCAACCCAGUCUCGGAAUACAGACGCAGGUACAUGGCACCCCCACAGCCAGAGAUGGUGUCUGUUGGCACUGAAGCUGCUGCACCGCACACGCCGCGUGCAUAUGAGGACCAGAUUGUCCUGACAGACGCGAGCGGAAAUGGGCGGCCGUGGGCCUCAGAAUACGACGCAAGGUUUCAGAACUGGUGGGCGAGCGACGGCUCUGCUCGUCCAGCGGUUGCGCCCGAUUCAUACAUGACCUCGUAUGAAGCCGCAUUUGCGCCACCGGUGUCUGCCGCUGCUGCUCGUCAUGGGUGUUCCCGCUUUCCAACGCGCCCGCCGCCCUGCGCAUCCACACCAGUCACGCAGCCCGGGCAAAUACGCACCGCAGCAGCAACAAGUGCACCAGCAGCGCCACAAGCAGCGACAGCGACAACAGCAGCAGGGCGUGGGGCUGGUAGUGUCGGGCGGGGCGAAGAAGAAGAAGAGCACAAGCGCACGCUCUCGGCGUAUGAGCAGUACAAAUGCGACCGCGAUGUUGCGCAGCAGCUGCGCCAGCACCAACUUGAUGGAUCAAAUGUUGUCGAGUACUUUGAGUCCAUCGGCAGAGAGCAAGAGCGAGCGGCGGAGGAGGCAGCAUCAUACCGUGUCCGUCAACGCAAUCGCAACGUGGACAGCCGCACAACAAGUGCUCAACAACAGCACCCACAGCCACAGCAGCAGCAGCAGCAGCAACACCCACAACAUGCUGCGAGUGCAGGGCGUGCUAAUGCACCGCCAUCACCACCAUCACGUGUGCAUGUGCCCGUGGAGGACGAACGCAUGCCGGCUCGACAAAACGUCGCUGGGGAAUUGUCGCCAAAACACCGACGCACACACGUGCACCAGCAGCGACAGCGGCGGUACAGGCAGGAGCAGCAGCAGGCACGGUCCCAGCACAAGCCACACCAGCCACGGCAGCAGCCUCCUGCUGUGUUCUCGUUGCCAUCGUCCUCGUCGUUCUCGUCGUCAUCAUCGGCAGCAGCAACUGCAGGCUCUCCUCUGUUUCACCGCCGCGUUAUGCCAGUGGACCUGCAGGCACAGCAGUCGACCACGACCACGCGACAAGGCGCUUUUGCGGAGGCGGGUGAUUCGCGGGCGCACGCGAGCGGGUCGUGGCCGGCAUCGUCGUAUCACAUGUACGACGCACGCCAGGUCCCCGCUGACGAGUGGGUACCGCUCUCUGCUGAAGAGGGUGAUGCCGGCGCACACGCCUCCCGCACAUUCCACACACUGCGCGCCAGCGCCAUCGGCGAUCAGACCGCCAUGAGUGGCAGCACUUAUGAGCUGGCGCACGAGACGCUGCAGCGAGCAAAGCAGCAGAUGCGAUCGCUGUACGGCCAAUGAUGACUCAUGUGGCUUCUUCUUGCAUUGCUGUCUUUGUUGCCAAUGAACGGUUUUGUAGAAUAAGUUGCUCUUGUUUUGUUGUGUGCAUUUGUGUGUGUGUGUGUGUGUGUG
Messenger RNA from Salpingoeca rosetta, 2730 nucleotides. RefSeq lists its product as uncharacterized. The transcript is spliced from 12 exons. The record is from RefSeq and is a predicted model, not a curated record. NCBI's taxonomy places the organism in Eukaryota, Choanoflagellata, Craspedida, Salpingoecidae. The coding region runs from base 1 to 2619 and encodes 872 amino acids.